AUGUCGAUAUCUUCGAACCCUAUCGAAAUAACUGCGGCAUCAGAAGCGGUUCAGAAGCCACUUCUUCCAUCACCAGCACUAAGCAACUUCUCCGGGCAUCACUACGCCCAGUCGCCUUCAGGGGUCGAUUCGAACCUCCUGAUCCUUUUGCACGGACUAGGCGAUAGCGAUGCGGGAUUCUUCAACCUUGGAAAAAACUUGCAGAAUACACUACCACAAACAGCAGUGCUAGCAAUACAAGCUCCGCACGCAGUCCCGUUCCUCGAUGGAGGCAAACACUGGAUGUGGUAUCCUUCUUUCGACCAAUUCGGCGAGCUGCUUACUCAACCUAAUCCAAGUACAACACUUCAGAAUAUGGUGUCUGUUCUUGAGCACCUGACGGAGAAGUGCGGCUGGUCACCAUCCUCGAUACACAUCUUUGGCUUUGGUCAAGGAGCAACCAUCGCACUUGAAACGCUAGUCUCUUGGUCCAAAACUCACGCCAACCCCACGGAGCGAUUGGGCAGCAUUGUUUCCAUCUCUGGCGAGAUUCUAUCGCAUCCAGCAACGAUGAUCACCACCGCCACCCCCGUGCUACAGAUCUACCGCUCACGCACAGACAUUGCGAGGGAGACAGCAACCAAAUGGGCAUCAUUUCGAAAAGCGUUUGGUUCGGCAUUCUCAUUACAACGACUGAACCUUACAGAGCAAGGAAGCGACGAUGCUAUGUUACGAGGCGGAUGGGGUGAGUGGGAUGGAGUUAUGCAGUUUUGGAGUAAGUUCUUGAGGAAUAGAUCGGCGUGGGAGAGGCAAGGCAAGGUAGUGCCGCUUAGUUAG
This is a messenger RNA of Ustilago hordei, 816 nucleotides long. RefSeq lists its product as uncharacterized. The record is from RefSeq and is a predicted model, not a curated record. The transcript has a single exon. Gene Ontology annotation, biological process: protein depalmitoylation. NCBI's taxonomy places the organism in Eukaryota, Fungi, Basidiomycota, Ustilaginomycetes, Ustilaginales, Ustilaginaceae. Gene Ontology annotation, molecular function: palmitoyl-(protein) hydrolase activity; carboxylic ester hydrolase activity. Bases 1 to 816 code for a protein of 271 amino acids. Gene Ontology annotation, cellular component: cytoplasm.